Molecule: messenger RNA, 424 nt
Organism: Cuscuta epithymum
Lineage: Eukaryota; Viridiplantae; Streptophyta; Magnoliopsida; Solanales; Convolvulaceae
Source: the annotation of a GenBank genome assembly
CAGGAUAUAUCUACACUUUUGCAGGGGGAGCCGUUUCUUGGCAAUCAAGAUUGCAGAAGUGUGUCGCUUUAUCUACAACAGAAGCAGAAUACAUUGCUGCCGCUGAAGCAGGUAAGGAAAUGUUGUGGCUAAAGCGUUUUCUCCAAGAACUUGGGAUCCAGCAGAAAGAGUACAAGGUACAUUGUGACAGUCAGAGUGCUCUAGACUUGAGCAAGAAUUCUAUGUACCAUUCUCGUACAAAGCAUAUUGACAUUCGGUAUCAUUGGAUACGGGAGACGAUUGAUCAACAACUGUUGAGACUAGUGAAGAUCAAUACAAAGGAGAAUCCAUCAAACAUGCUGACGGAGGUGGUAACACGGGAUAAGCUAGACCUGUGCAGAGACAUAGUCGGGAUGCUUGUUUUGAAUAUGCCUGGAAGGGGAGA